Messenger RNA from Xyrichtys novacula (pearly razorfish), 12662 nucleotides. The record is from the annotation of a GenBank genome assembly. Lineage: Eukaryota; Metazoa; Chordata; Actinopteri; Labriformes; Labridae.
AGCUCCUCCUACUUUACAAGCUCGCUAGCUAGUUUUAGCUUUCGCCUUAAAAACGACCACAAACACAGCUGCUCGAAACCAACACGGUUGGAUGAGACACGUCAACCCACUGAACUGAAGAAACUCCCUUUAUUUGGCGCGUUUCCUCUGGAUGUUACGACGCUAUGAACAGCUAGCGGGCUGUCCGACGCUGGCCGCAGCUAGCAGGUCGGCUCCACCACAGCGCUAGCUAACAAUCCGACUAGCUAAAGAAGCUCCGCCGACCAGCAUCUAAGCUCGGCUUUUCCUCCGUCUGAGACUAGUUUCGAACUCCGACCUUUAAUUGAGGAGGCUCGUUUUUGUAGUGCCGUAAGGCUACAUUCAAGAGGCACAUGAUAGUUUUUUUAAAUUAUGUAGGUCACUGUAACCGAUCAGCGGUAGUUAUAUGGGUCACAGGCAGCAGUGGGUUAACCUAUUAGCUCGAACAGCUGGUUAGCAAGAAAGCGAGCUGGUUGCCAGACAACAGGGUAUUUGUUUUCGGAUAAUCUCCGCAAUAAAAUGUAAUAACGAAGAUUCAUAUGUUGGGAGUCGUUGCCGUUGCAGUGCAGCCCUCCUGUCAAGCGAUAAUAUAGUUAAAAAUAGUAUCUGUCGUGUUUGUGGGGCGUCGCAGACCAUCGUGGUGAGCUGGAUUCUGUUUGCCGAGUUAACCGAGCAGCUUCACUAACCAGGUAAGAGCAAACAAUGGUAAGUAAGUUCACUUAUUAAAGGCAGGAAUCUGUGUUUUUUGUUUGUGACGCCACAUUUAAGAGCCUGCUAGCGGACUUGUAAUCAUUAGUAUUUUAUACUUAAUGUGUUGAUGUUAAAUGGAUUUUAAAAAAAAAACAGCUACCGUCCGUCAGUACAGCAGCUUUAUUAACUCUGUCAUUUAACUGGUUUCCUACAACCAUCGGCUCACUGCUUUUCUGUUUGGCACACAGGAAGCUGAUGGAUCAUGCUUAGUGAAGCGCUGUGUUUCUUCCGCGCCUAGCCGGGCAAAGUGUUCCUGGGUUUGGUGAGAGGAGGAUGGCAUUUCACGGUGCAGGCCGGCAGACCGUCUGUGGAGACUUGUUUCCGGGCUCUGAGCUGGGCCACAAGUAUUUCUGUGUCAACUCUUCCUGCGGAGCCCCAUCCACGGGCCUCAGCGCAACACCGUGCCUGACCGGACCCACUGCCCCGGCAGGGACCCCUCGCCACCCCACAGCACUCGGAGGCAGCACCGGUGGCGGAGCGGCGGUGCCACAGCCUUACACUAACCCGGCAAGUGAGGUGCCCAGCCCCCCAGACAUGGAGCCGGACCGUCCCAUUGGUUAUGGCGCAUUUGGCGUUGUCUGGUAAACAAAUAUUAUUGCGGGCUAAACCACUGUUUUGCAUGUUUCCGCCUUUAAUUACGCACAGCCUGUUUUAGUGGGGAUCAUGGCGCUUUCCCAGUUUUUUCAGUUCUAUAGGGACUUAAAAAAGGACGUCCAUCCCAGGAAACCUUAUGUCCGUUACAUCAAAUUUUAAUUGUUAGAGCAGUAAGCUUGAGUAAUAGCAACCGGUCAUCGCAGGUCUUUUAUCGGUAAUCUGAUUCGCAUUAAUUUAAACACUUUUCCUGUUGCCAGUGGAAAUGAAGAAAUGGCGUUUUCACUGUCCUGAUGAGCCCUCUCUUAAAGCACGAGUUAAGAAUCCUCUCAACACUGACUGUAUUACAGCUGAGCAGAAGGUGGUUUACUCUCUAAUCAGUCAAAAAUUAAAGUGUUACAUAUUUAUUAAUUAAGGUAUUAGUGUUCUAAAGAAGUACUGAUAAGUCGUUUUGCUGCAUGACAGUGUGCUUAAUGCCAUGCCAGCUAAAUUCUCAUUUUUAACCAUGAGGAGUAUAUGAAUGUUCUCUUUAUAUUCUGUUAAAUAGAUUUUAGAGACAGCAAGAAAAUGUCCUUCUGUGGUUAUUUUAAUGCUGGCUUUGUUUGACCAGCAGUUUAAAAUCUGAAUUAAGGGUUUUAUUUUGCUUCACAGAAAAAAAACGGAAUAGUUGAUAGAUUGUUAAAGUAGUACCAGCUUAAAUAUAUAAGACAGACGUUUUAGUCUCAACUAUCUUUGUUUUCCUUAAGGUCCGUCACAGAUCCACGUGAUGGACGCAAGGUGGCUUUGAAGAAAAUGCCUAAUGUCUUCCAGAACCUUGUCUCUUGUAAGAGGGUCUUCAGAGAGCUGCGGAUGCUGUGCUUCUUCAAACAUGACAAUGUAAUAAUGAAAACAGGGCAUGGGUUUUGGGAUUCAAGACAUGUCUCAGAUUUGGGUGAAAGAUGUCUUACUGUUUUCUCUGUUUGUGCAGGUCUUGUCAGCUCUGGAUAUUUUGCAGCCUCCACAAAUUGACUGCUUUGAGGAAAUGUAUCCUUUUUAAAUAUAUAAACACCAGCUCAUGUGAAGUCAGAAUCAAACGUCUUGGCUUUAUAUUACCAUAAUUACCUCCUUAAACCUUCUGCUCUACUUUCACUUUUUUUAAAUUGUCCUCCUUUUUAAUAAUUUAGCCACUGCUCCUCUCUGGUCUACAUUCAGACACUUCUUCAACCAGACCUGUGAUCAGAGAUGCAACGUGUUUGUGUAGGCGGUGGAAGGUUAGUCCGUGCGUGAGCUUUGGUUUUUCUUUGACAUCCACCCCCUCCGGCAGCUACGUGAUAACAGAACUGAUGCAGAGUGACCUCCAUAAAGUGAUCGUGUCUCCUCAGCCUCUUACCACUGACCACAUCAAGGUCUUCCUCUAUCAAAUCCUCAGAGGUUAGUGGACAGAGCAGAAAAAUCCCAUCUGUUGGGACCCUCCUUAUGGCAUAAGUGUCAAACCAACAGAUAGGUUUUAUAUUUUUUGUUUGUCCAGCAAAAUGAUAUGAUUCUUUGGUAAUAUCUGUUGAAAUUCAAAGUAUGACGCAUUUUUUAUCACCUCUGUCAUACAAAAAGUAGAAUAUAAUUGCAAAAUUGAGCAAAUGAAAAACAUGAUGUCUUGUUGCUCAGGUUUGAAAUACCUGCACUCUGCUGGGAUCCUGCACAGAGACAUCAAACCUGGAAACCUGCUGGUCAACAGCAACUGCUUGCUGAAGGUAAAUCCUGACAUGUUUAAGUUAAGAAGAGUGUUGAAGUUGUGAAACUUUUUUUUUCUUUAAGUUAGAAAAAUCAUAAUGCUUGUCCUAAAAAUUGUUGUGAAUUAACAGGCCUGAUGAUAAAGCACAGCAUUUCUCAAAACAGCAUCAGAAUAGGUACAUCACUGUUGGUACAAGGAAAUAUCUGAGAAUUUUAUGCAACAUCAGAGGCCGCCUCGGGCAAGGAACAAGUGCCACUCCCAAGAAAGUGUUGAUCACUUUUUGUGGCACCAUUGAAAUAAUAAGAUGCAAACUGAAACAAUACUGCACUGUUAUUAUAUCACUUAUUAUGUUACAGUUUCACUUAUAAAUAUGUUUCGAUCUUUAAUUUCUCCUUCCAGUGGGCCAAAAGUCUAAACACUCACACAAAAAUGGUUUUAAUAGUUCUUCAUCGAAUUCUAAUUAUGUUUCUGCUCAGAUUUGUGACUUUGGCUUGGCACGGGUGGAGGAGCCUGACCCAUCACGUCACAUGACUCAGGAGGUGGUAACACAGUACUAUAGAGCUCCUGAGGUGCUGAUGGGAUGCCGACACUAUGGUUCAGCCAUCGAUGUGUGGUCAGUGGGCUGCAUCUUUGCUGAACUUUUAGGACGACGCAUCCUUUUCCAGGCUCAGAGUCCCAUCCAACAGGUGAGAAUUUCAGACAAGAGCACCUUCUGAGGCUGCAAGAGUAAAGUUUUCUGCAUCAUGGUGAUUUUUUUUUACUACCAACUUAAUUUGUUACUGGUACUGUCUUGUACUUCAGUAAAAUUUGUGAAAAAGUCUAAAACACCCCCUGUCCUGCUUCCCUCUCUUGCUACAGCUGGAUCUGAUCACAGACCUGCUGGGGACGCCGCCUCUCUCCGCGCUGGCGUCUGCCUGUGAAGGAGCUAGGGCCCACAUUCUGAGGGGGCCGCACAAACCAGUAUGUGAUUGAGUGGUUUGGUCCCACUCACUAGCCACCAACACGAACAACACACAUUUUUGUCCCUGAAUCAAAUAGUCCUGUCAUUUUUCCGCAAAGUAGUCUGAUUUUUUUACCUGACGCUUCAGUCUGAAUAUAGUUUGGCUUCAGCAGACAUUUAAAAGAAGGGAUAGACAGUUUAAAACGUUUUCAAUAUCAGGCUAAAGUUAAGUUGAGGAUUGAGAAGUAUGAAAUUCAGUGUAACUGCCUGGAAAAUAACGUUUGCAUUUUGUCUUUCUAUAAAGACAGCAUGUUUAAUUAGUACCACUAGGGGGCAGUCACCAUGUCUGCAGCUUGUUAGAUUUCACCGUCAACAUGAACAUUAAGAUACUGAUAAGAGCCUCUGUAAAUAUUAAGGUUUUGUGAUAACCAAUGAUUUGAGAACUUUAAUCCUCAAAACCUUUUUUGUUUUCCUUUUUAAAUUAUUACUUAUCCUGGAAAUUAAAAGUCAGAUCUUAGAACUGAGGGUUACAGGUUAUCAAGCUGACAUCAGUGCAAUACUUCUAUGUGUCCUAAAAGGGGACCUGCCAUCAAAAUGUAAUUUUGUGGGUUUUUUGUGUCAGAUAAGGUCCAUAUUAUGUUCGUCUUAUGUUGUAAAUGUGAAAACAAACUGUUACGUCGUUUGCAUUCUGUAAAGGUUUAAAAUAAAGGAGGCCAAUUGAAACCAGGCCAAUUGAAAAAGCAGGUCCCUCUGACGUCCCGCUGACCUUGCUCAUUAUUAUUCACGAGCGCGUCCUCGGUGAGCCGCGCCCACUCUCUCGUUCUCGUACUCAUUCACAGUCAGAGCGAGACCCAGCUACCACUGUAUCCGCUAUGGGUCUCAGUUACGCUCUGUUAGUGUAGUAUGCAGGCACAGAGGGGCUGUGGGCCAGCCCCUGCAGCCCCUGCAACGCCGCCGCCGCACCGAAUAUCCCCGGAUAUCAUUACAGACAUCUGGGCACCUUACUUUAGCACACAUUAGCAAAAUGGAUAAACCAAAAUCUGGACCUCCUCUGCUGAGCCAAUCAGAGCAUGGCAGGCUUCACAGCAGCGAUUCAAUCAGAGCAAAGCUCAUUACCAUAAAUGUUAAUGAGCCAAAAGCAGUUGGUUUUCCUGUAAGGUUUUUUAGGCAUACUAAAAACAAACCAUCAAAUAACUUUUCAGCUAAAAUUAUGUUGCAAACAUGAUCAGAGGACAUCAAGGAUUAUGAAAAAAUGAUAAAAAUGGGUAUGAAAUUUUGAUGGCAGGUCCCCUUUAAAACUAAGCUGAGUGCUGAGAAUCAUUUCAUUUUCACUGUUUGCUCUGACAAAAAAAGUGAUUUUUUUUGGGUGUUGUCCUCAGCCGUCGCUGUCAGUGCUCUACAUGCUGUCUGACGGAGCGACACACGAGGCAGUGCACCUGCUGUGUCGGAUGUUGGUCUUUGAUCCGGUGAGUUAAUGAGAUCUAGACAAACAAACAUCUGUGUUUUCCACCAGCUGAGACAAUAAAAGUUUCCUGUAUCAGGACACCAAGUUUAUGAAGCACAUUUUUUUUCCUCUGCAGACUAAGCGGAUUUCUGGCAGUGACGCCCUCUCCCAUCCGUACCUUGACGAGGGGCGUCUGCGCUACCAUACCUGCAUGUGCCAGUGCUGCUACUCUGUACCCAGCGGGCGAGUAUACACCCGGGACUUUGAGCCAGUUGCUGAGCGGCCGUUUAGCCACAGCUACGAGAACAGCCUGUUGUCUGUGUGGCAGGGUAAAGGUACAAAACUUUCCACAUUGUUUUUCCCUGAGCUUAGUGUCAUUGUGUGAUUAAAAAUUCUGAUUGUCAGUGUUCUGUGCCUUAUUUUGCAAUUUAAAUCUUGAUGGCUGACGUCCUGUUCUGUCCCCCACAUCAGAGCUAAUCCAUCGCUUCAUUACGGAGCACCAGCAGGGCAAACGAGUGCCUCUGUGCAUCAACCCUCAGAGUGCUGCCUUCAAGACCUUUAUCAGGUGAGGGAGGGGAAGGCGGAGCUCAUAAUUAUAUAAUCAUUAGUGUUUAAAUCUGUAUUUUGUGUCAGCCAGUCACUUAAACUACAUGAGUAGUGCUCUCUCAUUUAAUACUUUAAUCUGCUGCUGUUCCUGGUGUUGGCCAUCCAGUUUAUGUUAAAGUUUAAGAGAAGAGAUUCCUGAUGGCCUUAAAAUUUCUGCGAGGAGUUUUUUUUCAUCUUUAUGGAUAUAAAUUUUGAUGAACCAAUGCAAAGUGGACCAUCAGCAACAAGACUGACAUUUUUUAUAUUAAAUAUAUGUAAUUAAUGUUUCAAACUGGCGCUGGGGGCUAAGUUUUAGCCGAGCAAAAUAAGAUAAGAUCUAUUUUUAUUGGUCCCACAGGGGGAAAUUCCAAAUUUACAGCAGUAAAUACAGCUUAAGAAACAUGUCUAGUUGAACCACUUCAAUGUAAAAUGGUUAAUGUAAAUGACACAGUGACUGUCAAAAGUCAGCAGGGUGAGAUUUUUUGUCAGAUGACACAACUUAAACAUAGAAAAGACAAGUCUAGCAAAGACUGCUUUGAUCCCCAAAAUCAAUACCAACCGAAAGUUCCCCACAGAAGCUUGAAUGUUCUAUUUUUUAUCCUCUCAUAUUAAGUGAGCUGUUUCCUCUGUUCAGAUCAAAUGUGAUUUAUGUUAAAGGUUAUUGUUAACUUGAAGUAAAUCAAUAGACUGUGUGAUGAUUUAAAGGCCAUCAAAAAUGUAAUUUUGUGUGUUUUUUGUGUCAGAUAAGGUCCAUAUUAUGUUCGUCUUAUGUUGUAAAUGUGAAAACAAACCGUUGCGUUGUUUGCAUUCUGUAAAGGUUUAAAAUAAAGAACGGGUUAACCAGGCCAAUUGAAAAAGCAGGUCCCUCUGACGUCGCGCUGACCUUGCUCAUUAUUAUUCACGAGCGCAUCCUCGGUGAGCCGUGCCCACUCUCUCGUUCUAACCAGUCACAGUCAACAUCACUCUCCAGCCAGAGCGAGACCCAGCUACCGCUGUAUCCGCUAUGGGUCUUUUCCAAACGACCGGUGUUUCCUUGGGUUCACUGCCGGGAAAAUGCACUUAAAGCUGGGCAGAAUUAAUGAGAAAACACCACUGGAGAUCUCCGGCUUCUUCUUCAACUUCCACCUCCUCUUUGGACUCGGGGUCUAAAAUAUAUGGUUUAAUACCUGCUUUUUUUUAGCCUUUAGCAUAAGGUGACCAGACAUCCCUGAUUUCAGGGGACAGUCCCCGUAUUGGAUGACCUGUCCCCGGCAAAAGCUGUCCCCGAAAAUGUCCCCGAUUUAAGCGUUUCAUGAAUGAGAGCAAAAAUGUUGCGCGUGGGCUCGAACAACGGUUAUUACAGUAGCCGAAUGGGUAGGAAGCACAAGUAAGCAGUCCUGAACAACAGUUCUUAAGGGGGUUAUUACAAGGGGCAUGCGCUGCUACUAAAUAGUACAGAGAUUUUGUCUGUGAUCACGCAGACCCUGCACCCUCCCCGCCGCACCGAAUAUCCCCGGAUAUCAUUACAGACAUCUGGUCACCUUACUUUAGCACACAUUAGCAAAAUGGAUAAACCGAAAUCUGAACUUCCACUGCUGAGCCAAUCAGAGCACAGCAGGCUUCACAGCAGCGAUCCAAUCAGAGCAAAGCUCAUUACCAUAAAUGUUAAUGAGCCAAAAUCAGUUGGUUUUCCUGUAAGGUUUCUUAGGCAUACUAAAAUGGUUUGAAACAAACCAUCAAAUAACUUUUCAGCUAAAUUAUGUUGCAAACAUGAUCAGAGGACAUCGAGGAUUAUGAAAAAAUGAUAAAAAUUGGUAUGAAAUUUUUAUGUCAGGUCCCCUUUAAAGCAACAACAGGAUGAUUAAGAACACCCCUCUUCAAAGAGGCCAAAGCCCUAACAUUGUUUCUGAUAUUCAAUAAGUUCUCCAAAAAAGAGCAGUUAAGGUGUUGACCAUCCUCUGACCAGAUGGAACAUGUAGCAUGUAAAGAAAAAAGACCCAAGAACACUCCGACCAUCAUUUCCAGCUGCCUCAUCAUGUCUUCACUGGAUUCCAAAAAGACCCUCUCGGGUUUAGUUCCUGUGUUUUGUCUGGAUUGGCCAAUAUCUUCCUUCUGAAAGCACAGUCCUUUCUUCAUUUUUAUGAACUGUUCUUACCUUGAGUAAAAGUUUUUGAUCUGUGAAGCUCAUUUCUUUGAGUGAACACAUGGCAUGAAGGGUGAAUAUAUUUGAAACCCACCCAUCAGACCGGUGAGUGGCCAGAAGUUGUGCAUAAGCUGGCCGAGUGAGUGGCAAGGCUGAGUUGAAUGACAGGUGGAUGUCAUGUAGCCAUUCUCAGGGGCUGCCUGAGAAAAGGGCUGCCUCAGCUCCAAAACGAAAGAGAGAAAGUCCUGUCAAAAUCCAAACUAUUUUAACCUUGGCCCGUACUUGUUCUUUUGUCCUCAGGUCGACUGCAUGGCACUCUUCUAAGGUCUCCAGGAAAGAAGAGAGAUGAAUGGGUCCUCUUGGUCUUUUUGGAGAGCCACAGCAGUUUAAUUUCAUGGGCCGCAACAUGUGAAAACGCAGAAGAGUUUGGGUCUUUUUCUUUCUUUUUUUGUUGUUCACGUGGAGGGAAAACAGGGAGCUACCUGAGCUUCUCCGAAAAACCCUCUUUGUUUGUUCCUCGCAAAUCUUCAAAGAAAAUGACAAGCUACUGCUCAACUCCUUUGAAGACCCAGACUGUGGAUGCUUGUGGCAUUUACGGUGCUGAUUUAAAAAAUGCUGCUGAAGUGCUUGAGGAGAAGACUGAAAGAGGAAAACAAGUGAACUUGGUACUAGACUGGAUUUUUCAUCUAUCUUAGUAGAGACAUAAUGAGAUAAUGGUUUUAAUUGUUUGGUAGAGUUUUUGCUUAGUUGAUAUUUGAAGUCAUUCCAGCCUUGUGCAAUAUGAUUCAAUUAGAAAAAAAGGCACAUUUAAGUGCUCGCUUGCCAAUAGGACUUUUUGGAUUCUUGCUAUAAGACCACGUUACCGGAUCAGUGUGUCAUGAGCUGUCACACAUGAUGGUGACAUGAGCUGUCACCAUAACAUUAACCGCCAAAAACCUCCAAGGUUUUCUUUUGUUUUCUUAACUGAACUCAUCGCUCACUGUGUUUUAUGCGAUAAUAAUGCAAUCUAACAGAUGUAGCAGGUUUUAACCACAGCCACUGUUCCCUGCUGUUUCCCCACCUCCACUUAGCCUUGUUGUUGAUUUUUGCGAUUUUUUUGGGGAUGUUUGGUCCUGGGUUCCUGUUGAGUUACCUGUAAGGGGAAUUCCACCAUUUGAAAAGACAGGAACCUGCUUCUUUAAUGCACGCUUAACAGUCGAAAUGAUAAUGAGGUGAAAAGGUUUUGGGGAUCCUCCUGUUGAUGCCUUUAGGAAGCAGCUUUGAAACUUGCUAUAAUGGCUGCAGUGAUAAGGGCAAACAUGCUCAAUCACAGCAGGCUGUCUCUAAGUGAUUGAUUUUGCCCGUUAAAGGUUGUUCUACAACUUUUUGUACCAGUUAGGAGUACAGACCGCAAAAGCAUAUUUAAAGGUUGUGCCCUGUUAAGUCUGAUCAAGCUACUGAUCUAAAAAGAAAGUCACCCCCGUUUUUUAAAUUUUUGUUUGUUUGUUUGUUUUGGUUUUAGUUUUCUGAUCCAAAACUUAUUUUGUUUUGAAAAUCCCUGCAGGAAGAAGAAAGAUGCCAAAACAGAUAUUUUGAUUUUUAUUUCUCAUGUGUUAAGACAGAACUUUUGUUGAUGUUUUAAGGAGUUUUUUAUGACUUCCUUAGCCCCAGGAGAGAGAGAGAGGAAAAAAAAUUGCAUCUGUUAUUUUUCUGUUUUAUUCUUAAUUUAUUGAGUGUUUGUUGGCGUGUGUGUGUGUGUGUGUGUGUGUGUGUCUGUGUGUGUGUGUGUGUCCCCUGUCUCAGUUUUAAGUGACCUCUCUGUGGUCUUGGUUACCUCAAACCCUUGAAAGAGGAUAAUGAAAAAGGAGUAACAUGUGCAUAUCUGUAAAGUGAAACCCUCCCCUCAUAACUUUCAUUCCUCCAGGUCCUGGUUCUUACCUCGUGCUCGCUCCUCGUCUCUCCCCCAGCCACCCAGAAUCAGCGUGAGGUUUUGAGAGGAGAAGGAUGUUGUCGAUGAAAUGCUGCUGUUUUUAUUUUUUAUUUUUCUUCACUUUUGUGUUGUACAGUUUCUGUUUCUAGUUUAAGGCUCAGGUGUCUCAUUUGUUGAGGAUAAAUGGUACAGAGCCUGAUGGGGAGGCACCAGUACUGCCCACAUUUUGGUAUGAUGAGGGCUAACAGGAUUAUACCUGAAGAGGUUUCUGUCCACUGACAGCAAACAGAAAAUCAUGCUGAAGAUAUUCUUUAUGUCAACUACAAAGUGAGACCACAAGCAAAAAAUGAAGUCUGAUCAGAGUCCUUUCCACACUGAGAUUAAGAGAAAUCCUACAGAUGGAUAUGUUGAGACCAGUGGAGGAUAGAGCUGCUGCGUAUCGAUGAUUUCUCACCAUCAAUCCAGGCGUUCACCGGUGAUUUUCCAAAGUCAGAAAGGUCACUUCUUCAGGAGGCUAAGGCCACGUCUCUGAUUAGAUCGUAAAUAGUUUUCUUUUUUUCAAAUUCUUCUCAUUCCAGUGUUUUAGACCUGAAGAGGUGGCUGUCAUGAAUCAUGACAGUCCAUUAAGAAAUCUUUUAUCCAAGAAAAGCAUUUCCAUGUGACCUCAAAGAUUGAAGUCAGUCCUUCAAUAUGUCGAUUUUUGGACAGUUUUUGAUUUUGUAUUAACUCAGGCAUCUGUAAUGAUCAGUUUGAUCUUCUGGUUGCUGGUAGAGCUGAGAUGUUUGGCAUCAGUUUUGACUGUAGGAACCUUCCUCAUGAUUUGGGAACUUCUCACAAUGACUCGGCUCGCUCCAACACUAUUACUGAUCGCCUCAACUCUGCCAACAGUUCAUCACGACGGAAGCUAGGCCCGAACCAUUUUUUCUUUUUUUCCUUUUUUUUUCUUUUUUUGGUCCUUUAUUUUGUUUUUUUUCAUGUGGCUCCUCACAUCCUUGCUCAUGUCUAGUCUUCUUUCCUUUCUUGUGUAUGCCCUGAACCUCCAGCAGGCGGGGCCCUGAACCUCUGAUUUUUUCUGAUUUUUUUGUUUCCUUAAAGCCCUAAAACCUCAGCUCCUCUCUACAGGAUCACACAGCAAGUCUCCGUUUGAGGCUGCCAGAUAACCUGACUUGUAUAUCUGCAUGUGUAUAGUUAUUAUCCCAUGGAGAGCAUUUUGGUUUGAAUGCUGUGCAAUGGUUCAGUUUGUCAAUCAUGACGAAAAAACACAUUUUGUGGUAAUUUUUAUUUAAUUCAUCUUUAGGAAGUGAUUUUAUUAGAAGUUUUGUUUUUGUUUGUUGUGAUCUAAUUAGAUUUGAAUGAAGCCAAGAGGCUGGAGAAGGCAGGAUUCAUCGUUCCCUUGAGUGAACAUUGACAUGAUAAUACAGUCAAGUUAAAGCAGAGUUAUUUAGCAACAUCACAGUUUCUGAAUUGGCACCUUAAGGUGAAGUUUAAAAGAGGAGUCUUUGUUGUAACGAGUCCUGCAAUCAUUACAUUUAGACUCUCCUCUCACCUUCAUCUACCUGAAACACUCCACAUCUUCAUUUGCUCCAAAAUUACUUGUUUGUUACUUUAAGAGACAAGCUGGAACUAUUCCCAACAACAGAAACAGAAAAAAAUGAAGCCAUAUCCCCACAAAUUAAAAAAGCUGCACCGAUAAUCUAAAGUCGGGAAACUUCCUGAGUAUCUAAUGGACUGUUAAGAAGGUUUUCGAUGAAGAAAUUAAAUGUUAUUUAAGGUUCAGAUUUCCAAAUGAAGGGAGCAAUCACUCCAAACUUCUCCCCUCUCUGGACAUUAUACUUGCUUUCUUUUUUUUCUGUUGUUGUGUCAGUAGACACCCUUCCAGGUCAGGAACAGUUUUAAAACUCGAUGGCCCGUUUUGUUCCUUCAGAGUCCAGCUGACGAGUCUCUUGGCUCAUCUGUUGGGGGUAUAAGGUUGAUGUGAAAGGAGAGCAGAGCGGGUUGGACAAACGGCCAUCUUUAGAGAUUAGAGAUGUCUUUCUUCUUUGAAAAGAAACUUGAUGUGUUUAUUAUCCUAAAUAUGGAACUGAUGUUUUCGUCUUUGUUUUAGCAUAAAGAUUUUGUUUGUUUUGACUUGUGUUUCCAACAAAUACUUGAAUUUCUUAAAAAAAAAAUUAGAGUUAAAGUAGUUAAUGAUGGAAUAAAUAAAUGGACACUGGAUAUUUCUCUGCUCUGUUGUGGUCCCUUCUCUUCCGACAGCUCAUAUCAGUGUAACAAAGUAUGAAGUGCUGGAUAUCAGGUUAUAAUGUGUGUAUAAAUAUACUUACAGGUGAUUUUUUUUUUUUUUCUAGUAACAAACUCACUGUUUCCAGUUUCGUUGACAGCUUAUCCAAAGGUUAUGAAUGAUUUGCAUCCUCAGGCACCGAAAAAAUCACUGAAGACUGCUCAAGAUCUCAGAAGGAGUCAUCUGAUAGGAAGGCGGUCUUUUUGACGCAGAACUUUUAGGGCCACAUUAAAGAAAAAAAUAUGUGUUCCAAGAGUAGCUAUUCUAUGUUCUUUAGGUCAUCUUCUCACGAGAAUAAAGUCUUUGUAAACUCUUCA